This is a messenger RNA of Hemisphaericaspora subhashii, 1098 nucleotides long. RefSeq names its product TFIIH/NER complex subunit (gene TFB3). Gene Ontology annotation, cellular component: transcription factor TFIIH holo complex. Gene Ontology annotation, biological process: regulation of transcription by RNA polymerase II; positive regulation of cyclin-dependent protein serine/threonine kinase activity; nucleotide-excision repair. The record is from RefSeq and is a predicted model, not a curated record. Lineage: Eukaryota; Fungi; Ascomycota; Pichiomycetes; Serinales; Debaryomycetaceae. The transcript has a single exon. Bases 1 to 1098 code for a protein of 365 amino acids. Gene Ontology annotation, molecular function: cyclin-dependent protein serine/threonine kinase activator activity.
AUGUUAGAAAUCAUAGACGGUAAGUUAUCCCUCAACAAUUCCAAUAGUAUGAACAUCAUUACUAACAAAUCAUGGAUAGACGAUGAUGCAUUGAAAGAUAUGUGUCCCAUCUGUAAAACAGAUAAAUAUUUAUCUCCAAAUAUGAACUUCCUAAUCAACCCUGAAUGUUAUCAUAAAAUAUGUGAAUCAUGUGUUGAUAGAAUAUUUGCACUUGGACCAGCACCAUAUCCGUAUGCCAAAUGUGGAAAGAUCUUACGUAAGAAUAAAUUUAAAGAACAGAUAUUUGAUGAUUUAAGAAUUGAGAAGGAGAUUGAUAUUAGAAGAAAAGUUGGGAAUAUAUAUAAUAAAACAGAAGAAGAUUUUCCUGAUUUGAAAGAAUAUAAUAAAUAUCUUGAAAAUAUUGAAGACAUUGUAUUUAAAUUGAACAAUGGGGUAGAUGUUGAAGAAACAGAAGCUGAAUUGGCUAAAUAUGAACAAGAACAUAAAUUAGAAAUCUUGGAGAAGAAUAUGCGAGAAUCACAAAAGAAUGCCGAUUUAUCGAAAUAUCAAGAAGCUAUGGAACGAUUAAAACAAGAGAAAUUAAGAAUUCAGAAACAAAUGGAAAUUGAAGAUAUGGCAUAUCAACGAGAACAACAACAGGAAUUGUUGGAUAAGAUGACCACGUCGUCAGCUAGUAGUGAUGAAUUGAUAAAACAACAACAAAGUAAUAUGUUAAAGAGAUCUUCACUUCGGAGAAAACAACUUCAACAAAUUAAUAAUCAAUUGGAUCAACAAUUUAGUAACACCAAUCCAUUCCAGAAACAUGUUAAAGAUUUAGAGAAUGAAUAUAAAACACCCUUCACUCCCUUUAAGGGCGACCGUGAUCUUAAUAAGAAAUAUGAGAUGUUGCCUAUACCCAAUACAGUUGAUGAGAUUAUGGAUAUAGAAAAUCAUAUUAAAGAUAGUUAUUAUGAUCCAUUUAUGAACCUGUUGGCCAAGAAUAAAGAGUAUUUGGCCUCUGGGUGGAGAUUACAUACGGUGAUUGAAAGAGCACUAGACGAAGCAUUUAUUGGAUUGGGAUGUAUUAUUGAAAAGGAAAAGAAAACGACGACUGUAUAG